This is a messenger RNA of Ixodes scapularis (black-legged tick), 1832 nucleotides long. Its product is annotated as zinc finger RNA-binding protein. The record is from RefSeq and is a predicted model, not a curated record. Gene Ontology annotation, cellular component: precatalytic spliceosome. Gene Ontology annotation, molecular function: single-stranded RNA binding; zinc ion binding; double-stranded RNA binding. The coding region runs from base 151 to 1248 and encodes 365 amino acids. Lineage: Eukaryota; Metazoa; Arthropoda; Arachnida; Ixodida; Ixodidae. The transcript is spliced from 2 exons.
AUACGCCUACACUCGGCAUCGCUUCUGGCGUGUGUGGCGUGUGUGGCGUGUGGCGCUUGCGAUCGUUCUAGGGUUGGGACAGAGGGUUUCAAGUCCGCGGUUUCCUUCGCACUGCACGAUACGUCCGAUUUAUAAUACCUGCACCCCUCCAUGGAGUCUCCCACAAAUCCAUCAGAAAGAACGGUUCUUGUUGGUGGGGCUUUUCAGUGUGCAUUAUGUGACAAGGGAUUUUCCGGACCUGCACCAUACAUGCAGCAUCUGAAGAGUGCCAAGCACCUCAAGAAGGAAGAAACGAAAUUGUUAAGUAGCCCUCUUGUUAAAAGUCAUGUGCAUACAAGUUCCGGAGGGACAGCCCCCAUUAUGAGCGGUCAUUUAAUACAGACGACAACUGCUGACUUUGUGAAAAGCUGCGAGAUCUGUAAUGUGGCCUUCACGGGUCCCGAAAGCUCGGCGCAACACUUCAAAGGCAAGAAACACAGGAAGUCCUUUGAACGAAAGCAGAUUCUUCAGCAGCUAAACCAGUUCUCACGUUCCUCUGUUACUGGAGGAGAUGAAUGUGACAUUAGUUUGUCUUCUGCAUCAUCGACUGCUGGCUCAACUUCCGUGUCAUCAGCUAUUCGAUUAACUUCUGUGGGCCUGGCUUCCUUGUCCUCGACUACCACCAUGACUUCCAUGUUACCCAUGGUAGCACCGUGCUCUGUGCCUUCUGUCAGCAGUACAGCCAUGCCCUCAUCUAAUGGACAGAGAUUUGACUUGGCCCACUUGUCUACUAGCUUACAGGAUGCAGACCCAUCGACAUAUCCACAAACCACGGUUACUGGUGAUAGUGUGGUCUCUUUAUCCACUUCUACCCCACUGGUUAACUGCAAUGCUCAAACUGUCAAGCCAACUUCUGUAAAUAUUAAUCCUGCCAAUUUGUCACCUAGGAUGUGUUCCUCACACAUUGCCAUAAGCCCAUUCAAAGAGAGUGUUGUUGGAUGUAAUUCUGAAGCUCUUUUAGCAACACAAUCUGAUAUUGUAAGUACAGCUACAGGCAACAUAUGCAAUCCUUUAAGUUACGACAUGGAAACACCAAACAUAACUUUUAUAGAUGAUGGCUCUGGCAUUCAGAAGGUAAGAGUCCGAGAAGCUGAAGGCUACGGUUGUAAAGCCUGUGGUAUUGUUCUUUUUGCAGAUGUAAUGUCUGCUUUGGAGCAUCAUGAAACUGAUGCACACAGAUCCAAACGUGGCAUAUUGCACUCCCCCUAACAGAGUGGUGAUAUAACAUUAGGUGACAAGCAGCCUUUGCUACAUUAGGCGAACACUGUCUUGCUCCCAGGUUAGUGAACUCUGGUGUUGUCGGUGUUUACUUGUCGUCGGGCAAGAUAGGUGUCCUUGGGAAGUUUUGCUAUUUGGUGUUAACACAUUAUAUACCUGUGAAAUUGUUAUUUUAUGAUUUAAUAAUACUUAUUUUUGUUAAUUUCCUCGAAAAUUAGUCUUGUAGCAUGUUUUAUAUGUACCAUUAAUGUGCUAAAAUUUAUCGCGAAUUAUGAUUUGAUAUCAUUGGAGUGCUUAGCACCCUCUACCCUGAUUGUCUAUGUGAAAGAAAUGUUAGCAUAUUUAUUGUUUAUCAUUUUUAACUGGUGAGAUUUUUAUUAGCAACUGGUUUUCAGCUAUGUUAAAUCACUGAUGGUUGUUGUUGUGAAGCUUUUACAUAUGUUGCAUUCUGGUUUUUGGGGCUUUAGCAGUGUAAAUCUAUUAGGUGUGAAAAGUAGAUUUCUGCAUGACACAUGCUUUUUUUUUCGCCUUAAUUCUUAUUAUAAAUAAAUGUGUCUGCUGGGGCUGCUCAAGUG